Molecule: messenger RNA, 611 nt
Organism: Dibothriocephalus latus
Lineage: Eukaryota; Metazoa; Platyhelminthes; Cestoda; Diphyllobothriidea; Diphyllobothriidae
Source: the annotation of a GenBank genome assembly
UGCUCAACGCCGGCGGUGGAGUACUGCUCACAAGCUCUAGUAUCACAGUGACCACGGAAAAACUCGAGCAGAUGGUUAACCUACUGAGCCACAUUGCCUAUGUUGGCCCGGACCCCUACAAUAACAACAGACUGACAGACGUGUCUGACACAGGCGACCUCGAACGAAAGCUGCAACUGAUGACAACCUACAUGUGUGAUGGAGCUCCGCGCGCCAACAUUUCCGUGGCGCGAAUACCGCUCUAUCUGGCACCGCCGAUUCCUCCUCCUAGCUGGGAAGCAGUGCCGCCUCCACCGGAUGCUUCCUAUCCAGUGGAAACUGUUGACCUGCCUGACAAAUCCGUGUGGUUGCCGAAGGAUGAAGUUGAGGACAACACUGAGGACAGAAGACUAGCUCAGCAGGGGACCCAGUCUCAACCGCGAAACCGGCCACCGACGAUCGUUGUAAGUGGUGUAAACACGAUCACUGCGAAUAUUCCCAUCACCGACCCCGGUCUGCCCAUGUUCCAGAACUUGAAGUUCACUCUGGCUAAUGCCAAUGGUAGGUCAUUAAUUGUGGGCUACGCGUUGUUCAUUCUUUCUAUUUUUGGACAUUUUUGUCAUUUAAGCUAG